This is a messenger RNA of Tigriopus californicus, 1131 nucleotides long. RefSeq lists its product as uncharacterized. The record is from RefSeq and is a predicted model, not a curated record. The coding region runs from base 61 to 1086 and encodes 341 amino acids. NCBI's taxonomy places the organism in Eukaryota, Metazoa, Arthropoda, Copepoda, Harpacticoida, Harpacticidae. The transcript has 5 exons.
AAGCCAUUCUAGUCUCUCUAUGCGAGAGUGGGUGUUAAAGUAUCUGAAGAAAACAAGAAAAUGUUUGAAGUGCAAUCUUUGCGAUUUAUAGUCCUUUUCCUUGGAUCAAGUGCGCUAACUCGAGCACAAAUAGAUACAAUCAACAACAUUCCCACCAUAUUUGAGGGUAAACUGGAAUGGGCCACGGUUCGUCAACCGGAUUGCAAUUCCUUUGAAGUGACCAUGCGAUAUGAUUGCUUGGAGGACCCCGAAUAUCCCUUUCCCAAUGCUUCGGAGUUUAGCCGCGUCUGCGACGGACUAAUCUCAGAAGGAUUAGCUUUCCAUUAUGAGCAACCAAUUUGGCUUGGCGACCAGAGGUAUGACGUCACCGUUGUUCCUGUUAGGGCUCAAGAGGAGAUCCAACCCAUUGUGCUUCCCUACUCAUGUGGGCGUGGAAGUAAUUUCUUGAUCCUUCCCGCUAUUAUUCCCUUUUGCAACACCAGUUUGGAAUCGCAUUUUAAACAUACUGUGGCCCACGAAUUUGGUCAUGCUAUCAUUGCCACCAGUAAGGGUCUCUACCACAGUCUUACCCACAAAGGUUCCAGUACAAUCCUGCAAGACUCCAAUGCUCGCGCCCCAAAAGCCAUUUGCGAUGGAUCCCAACGGAUGGAUAUCAUGUACUACCAUGAGAGCUACGAUUCCAGUUGUUAUGAAGUCUUGGAGAAACGUCGAGGGGAUGCCUAUUAUGAAAACGGAUUUCUAACCGAGCCAGACCUCCAAGCUCUCGUCAUGAAUGCCCUUUAUCAAGAUGAAGUGGCGUGGGACGAUUGCGGUUUGGGCUUGGGACAAAACUGUACUACCACUUUGGGAUAUCAAGAUUGCUUGCCAGGGCUAGUAUGUGGCGAGGAUUCAAUGUGCAUCGAGUGUAUGGCCGACGAGAUGUGUCCAGAUGACCAGUACUGUUUUGGCAUUCAUUCAGACUUGAUUCACGUCACGAAGUGCGUGGAUAAAAUGUUGGGUGGGGCAAUUUGCAAUCGAGACAUGGAGUGCCAAUCCCAUUCCUGUUCCUCCGAACUAUGCUUAGAUGUAGACACCGCUGAUACAUAACUUUCCUCUUAGACACUUAUUACAUUAAAAGAUGCUUUUUCUUAA